Molecule: messenger RNA, 4801 nt
Organism: Argiope bruennichi
Lineage: Eukaryota; Metazoa; Arthropoda; Arachnida; Araneae; Araneidae
Product: ubiquitin-conjugating enzyme E2 L3-like
Exons: 4
Coding region: 112-576 (154 amino acids)
Source: RefSeq, a predicted model, not a curated record
GUUGACAUGGUCUGGCCGAUCUCUAGAAAGUGCCAAUUUCAAGAAAUGUAUUGUCUAAUGUUUCUAAAGGUACCAAAUGGCAACAGCAAAAUUAUUUAGGUUUUCCCCAAAAUGGCAGCAACCCGACGACUACAGAAAGAAUUACAAGAUAUACGAAAGACUGGCAUAAAAUGUUUUCGUGAUGUGCAGGUUGAUGAAUCAAAUAUUCUUACAUGGCAAGGGUUAAUUGUACCAGAUUCUGCACCUUAUAAUAAAGGAGCAUUUCGUAUUGAAAUAAAUUUUCCUGCAGAAUAUCCAUUCAAGCCCCCUAAAAUUACUUUCAAGACUAAGAUAUAUCACCCAAAUAUUGAUGAAAAAGGUCAAGUCUGUUUAGAAAUAAUAAGUACAGAAAAUUGGAAGCCUGCUACAAAAACAGAUCAAGUUAUUCAAGCUUUGGUGGCACUAGUGAAUGACCCAGAACCUGCUCAUCCUCUUCGAGCUGAUUUAGCUGAAGAAUACACCAAAGACAAGAAAAAAUUUUUUAGAAAUGCUGAAGAUUUUACUAAGAAAUUUUCUGAAAAACGUCCUUCUGAGUAAAAUGUGGUUUGCAAUACAUCAUGAAACCCACCUGUUGUUGCAUUAAUUGCAUAGGCUCUUAAAAUUAAUAUUAAAAUCUUGUUGUAUUGAUGUAAUAUGCAUAUAAUAUCUUUUUCAGAUAUUUGAUAUGAUAACUAACUGCUCUUGUGAAAAGUUCUUGAUUCAUUAAUCAUUAUAUAUUUUAUGAACAUUUUAUAUGAUUAUAAGUGAAAUUGAGUUUUGUCUUGUAUCGACCUUUGUGCCUUUUCCUACGUUCCUAGCCAACUUUUACAUCUAAUAUGGAGAUGUUUGCGCAUGAAAGCAAUUUUAGAUAUUUCCAUGCCAAUUACGAAAAAAAUUUUGAUUAUUAUUUUUUUUCAUAAAUGAUUAUUAGUUACUAUUCUUUUAUUAUUUUUAUAUAGAAGAAACAUUACUUGAUUUUUAUAAUUGAAAUGAAUAGUUUUUAAUCAUAAUAAUUUUUUUCUACAAAACAUUGUGUAUUUGCAUAUAUUGUAUUAGUUUUACAAUGUUUUUAUGAAAUAUAAAUUUUUAAUAUUGCUUUUAUUUGACCUCUGUGCUUUUCAACUUCUUACCUUAAUUGGUCUUUUAAAAUUGUUUAUUUAUUAAAUACUUUGAAGUUAUAUUAUUUAACUUGAGUCAAAGUCAGAGUUAACUUUGAGGCUUUUUUCUUUAAAUGAAAUUAUAUGCAUGCUUCUUCAGUUGUAGUGAAAAGGCAUCUCUGGAAUGUUCCUUAAUUUCUGAUGUCUCCUGUUUAAAAGAUUUCUUGAGUUCAUAGUGUAUAUAUAUACAGUUUUAACUAAUAUCCAUCAAUUUUUUAAAUAAGUUAUUUUAUGUGGUGGUGCGUUUCCAUAUUUUAUGCAGUUUGAUUGAUUUUGGUGUUAUUUAAUGUAAGAUAUUUUUGCAAUUAAUUGAUGGAUUUAAGAAAUACAAUCUGACAGGAAUCGUAGAAAAUAAUAAUAGUUAUGCUAUUCUGAUUGUAAAGCUAAAAAAUUGUGGAAUAUAUGUUAAAAAAAAUUUCUGCAUUUUAAAUUCAUAGAAAUUAGAUAUAAUUGUCAUUGCUUUAAUUUUUUUUAUUUUCACGAAAUAGAUAUAUUUGGCUUUAUGUAAUAAGAAAUGUUAGUUCUUUUUAUAAUUAUUAUAUUAAAAAAAUUUUUGAACGAACUUUAUAAAAAUAUUAUCUUUGUUACUAUUGUUGAUUAAAAAAAUUUACUUUUAUAUCUGACAGUUGUAAUUUCAUUUGAGGCUACUUAAAUUAUUUUCUUUUAAUAAUUUGUGGUUUAAAUACAUUAUCCACUAUUGUAUGAUAUCAAAUUCAUCUGCAAUAAGGGUAACUGGAAAAUUACUAAUUUACAUCUGACGUUACAAAUUUUUCCAACCAUAACCUAUUGAAAAAGAAACCUUGCUCUUUGAGUAAAGUUACUGUUUUUGAAAAUUGUCACUUUGUGAAGAAAAAUAAAUGUGUGUAGCACUUUUUAUGUUUAAAAAAAAUAUACUUUUAAAUGGUUAUAUAUCCUCACCAGAGAGGCUCCUUUUAUUAAGAAAUCAGAAUCACAUCUAUCUCUAACUGAAGAAGUUUUUUUUUUCAGUUGUAAGCUCAAUUUGGUUUCACUUUUAAAUAAUUUGUAAACAAAAGAGAAAAGAGUACUGCUAAUUUGUUUUCAUGCCAUUUUACACUUAAAAUUUUAUUUAAAAAAAUAAAAUGUUUUGCAUGAAAUGAAGAGAAAUAUUAAUAAUAGAGUGGCAUGUUUACUUUUUUGGGGAGAAGAAAAAACCCGUCGUUUUUUAUUUUGAUGUACAAAAUAUAUUUUUUUGUUAUAAAGACUGAUUAUCUCUUGAGCAGAAAUUAUAGAAUGAACUUCAGAUCUCGUAUUUGAACAUUUAUUCAGAUGAUUCGUACUUUUUAAGAUGCAAUAUAAGCCAUUUGCUUCCUCCCUUUGUCUCUCCUUUUUUGUUUUUAUUCCGAAAUGUACAUCUCUUCAAAAUAAUAAUAAUAAUAACUAAAUUUUGAUAUUUGGUUAAUAUAAAUAAGUAAAUUAAAAAAAAAACAUGCAGUUCAGUAGAUUCUAAAGAAAAAUUUCUUGAAAUAUAACUAAUAAUCAUGGAUGCUAGUCAGAAACUUUCAAGAAUUUUUUUCAUUUAUUUUGGAGAAAGGAAAAAAUAAAAGAUAAUGUGAAGCGUUUGAAUUAGUAAUGAGUUAUAAAACAAUUUCGGUCAAUUUUUGUUAUUUGCAGAAUUUUUCUAGUUUGAUUUCUAUAAAUAAAUUAAUGAAGCAUAUUUUAAAAUGUUUUAUGUUCCUAUAUUUAUAUUUUUCUGUAAUUUUAUGUUACAAAUUUUUUGUCCAUUUACAUUUGUUUUUAGAAUUUCUAUUACAGUGUUUUUAAAAUACAAGAUGGAUACAAAUUAGCUGUGCCAAAAGAAAGAAAAAGUUUUUAUGUGUUUAACAAGAGAAUACAAAUGAAAAUACGAUAGUGAAAAUAUUAUGUUUACCUUUUUCGCAGAUGUCUAAUAUGGUUCUUCGUUUGUGUGACAGUAUCUCCAUGGUAAAAUAUAUAUAUUGCCAUUUGCUUGUGAGCAGAUUUGCAUGCAAAUAUUGUCUGUUUUUGAGACAAUUUUCUGGCAUUUUUAACAGAAAUGUCAUUGCUUAUUAACUACAUCUUACUUGGAUGUUGUCUCAAAAUACUUAGAGCUGUUUAUUUCCAAAUUUAGGAUACAGUAUUUAUAAUUUCCAAUUGAACUGGUAUCUUGCAAUUACUAUUUUCAAAUUUUCUAUUUUUAAAUUACAUGAAUAAUGUGUGCCCAUUCUGUAUGCCAUUCUUUGUAUAUAUAAAAAUUUAGCACUUGUUACAUUUCCGAUUGGAGAAUUUGUAAGUUCAAAAAUACUUAAAUCAAUUAAUCAUGUAUCAAGGACUUAGAAAUUCGAUAUCAAGAAUUUUAAGAUGACUUUCCAAUCUUUGUCUUGAAACUUCAGUGCGAAUUUCAAAAAGUAAAUAAAUGUUAGAUUUGAAAUUGCUUUAUUUUUCUAUUCUUAUCCAUUAUGGAUCAUUAUGUUUGCUUUUUUGUUGUUGUUGUUGUUGUUAUUCUUAAAAAGAUUGAAAAAAUUCUUGGAAUUUGAUAGAUAACAUGUCAAAAAGCAAUUAAACUGCUUAAAAUUAUUAUCAAGCUGUUUUUGAGUGCCACUCAAUAAUAACCAGGGCAACUGCCAACAUAAAUGAGUUUUCACAUGAAACCAAUAGAAGUGGCCAGGAAUGAAAAGUUUUAAUGAAACCAAAUGUCCUUGUUUCAUAUAUUUCUGUAAAGUUUCUAUGUCUCAUAAUACAUUUUAAAUGCUAUUUUGCUAGAGAUAUGCCAAUAUAUGGUUAAAGAAUUAAAUGCAUGGUAUUCAUGAGUGUCUUGUGUACUUCUACCUGUGCUUUUGGAGGACUAUCUAAUUUAGCCGUUAGUUGAUUGAGUAAAUAGUAGAAAAGGCAUGUGACAAAUUCCUUUUUUUGGGGGGGGGUUCUAAUUCUUCAAAUGGUACUUUUCUUAUGCAGGCUGCUUCAUAACUAGAUGCUUUAUGGCUCUAACUGUGAGUAUUGAUGUCAAAUUGCUACAUCAUAAUGCAGCUGCUAAGUAAUCUUGAUGUGUGAACAAGUGGUGCUAUCAAUCACUUCAAUUUCGUUAGAAAAAAAAAGUCUUAAUGUUCGGACUUCUUUUCAAGUAUCAAACCGGAAAAAGAUUUCUAGAUAUUUUUAAUGCAAAGAUCUUUCACUGUUUGAUGUAAUUCCAUUCCUCUGUUCUCCUUUUCUAGUCUAAAUUUAUUAAUUUUGAUUACUAAAAUUUCAUUAAAUUGCAUGUUUCAUUCUCAUUUUCACUCUGAUCUGUGACUUAAUGUCUGUGAUAGAAUGAAUUUUGAAUUUUUGUACGACUAUAAUAUAUUUCUUGAUUAUGAAAUAUUUUGAACAUGUAUUAACUUUCUGCAUUGCUGGUAAUUUUUUGAAAUUUUAAUACUUUGUUGUAAAUGAUAACUUUAUGCAUCACACUGAAUACAAUAUAUUUGUACAAAAAAGGAUAAUGUUGAUGUUGCACAUUUAUUAUCAAUUUAAAUGUUAACAAUGAACAUGAGAGUGUUUUCUUUUAAAAAAUCCAGGACAAGGUUAAAGCUUAUAAGAUUGCUUGUCCAUUCUUGCAAGGGGAAAAAAGUGAUAAUGUGUUGUGUAAUUUUAUACAAUAAAUUAUCUUGUAUAUU